UCACAUGUAUUCCCGGACGGUGGAGGGGGCGGCAUGUAUCGUCAAUUGGAGCCGCAAUGGAAUCCCAUCUUGAUCGUGGCAUCCAUUGCCAUCUCCUUUCUAGGAGCUUUUACCUCGACACAACUCAUGUGCCAUGCAAGGAUGUCAUUACGAUUCCACAGUGUUUUGCUGUGGGUGCUGUUUGGCAGUUUUGUGUUUGGAGGUUGUUCUGUUUGGUGUCUACACAUGGUUGCAAUGUUGGCGUGCGAAUUUGAUGUGAAGAUGGGUAUCAAUACGCCACUCACGGUGUUGAGCGCCUUUCUGCCGGUCUUUUUCACAUUCUGGGCCUUAGGAUGUGAAUUGCUCUGGGAGCGCUGGCAUCACGGCCGAGGGAGGAAGAGACGUAGAGGUAGAAAGACACGGCAGAAGACUACUACGCUGAGUCCUAUGAACAAGAACAGGACCAGCUUUCAGCCAUCUAUGUCGCUUCGUGCAGUGGCGGAGGAGGAGGAAGAUGAAGAGGGUGAUGACGACUACCAGGACGAAGAAAUUGCUCCUGACCAGCCAUUACUAUCCAGACCUCGUCAAUCGCCUGCUCGGAAUCCGGAAAGUCAAAGCUGGAGUGGGCCGAGGACAGACUUCUUCAGAUCUUCGCAAGAUGGACCAGGUGCUUCAUUCGAUCAGAGUCUGCUACCACCAUCUCCAGGAAUUGUCAUAUCCCCCAAGAUACAGCCACGCGACAGCAUACGACCUAUCGUAGAACGAAGUGCCUCUGGGCGUAGUAUACCCAGUCUGAGGAGGGUCACAACGCAGAGUCUUCGUGAUGACACCUCCACUGGAUUCAGGGAUGACGCAUCUACGAUCAGCUCUGGGUCCUUGGGCCAAUCCUCUAGUGAUGGGUCUACUUUACGUCGCGAGUCGUCUUCUGGAUCGAGUACAAGCCAUGGUCUCAGUAGUGCCAUGGGGCUUGCAUAUCGUCGAGCUCCAGCAUCCACAGUAAACGCGUUCGUGGCUACGGCGAAAAUUCUGUACUUCGGCAUGACACCAAGGAAUAUACUUAAAGGAUUUCUAUGGUCGAUCGCGAUCACCAGCAUGCACUACACCGGAAUACAUGGGUUGAAGAUUCCCAAUGGAAAGGUCGUCUUAAACCCCUGGAUUGUCAUAGCAUCUGCUCUCAUAUCCUGGCUAGUGUGUACAGUCGGUUGCAUAUGCAUGGCCGAAAUGGAGGCCAUGCUAUCUCAGCAACUACUCUUCUCAGUUGUCGCGACAACGGGAGUGUCUGCAAUGCACUUUACUGGCAUGAGAGCUGCUACUUUCUGGUCCACAUCCCCGCCAUCAGAGCUCAGAGGGUAUCCACCUAUAAUCGCAGCCGCAGUGGUGCUGAUUGCAUUCACAACAUGCAUUGCGGCCAACGGGUUGCUAGCGCAUAGCGCAACUGUUUCUCGCAAUAAGCUUGCUGAGAUCAUAUGGACGCGUCGAGAGUUGUGGCGAACAAUUGCUCAGAAAGAGAAUGCAGAGGCGGCUGCUUUGGCAAGAAGUGAAUUCAUUGCAGCUGCGAGUCACGAAAUCAGAACACCAUUGCAUCAUCUGCAAGGUUAUAGUGAUUUGCUCUCGCAGACACCGUUGACUGAGGAAGGUCGAGCUCAUCUGGCCGCCAUUCAAAGAGCGACCAAGACACUCUCGUUGAUCACUAACAACGUACUGGAUUGGUCAAAACUGGAGAAGGACGCCAAAGCGGUCUGUAAACCCGUGUCACUGGACAUCCGCACAGUCUGCGAGUCUAUCAUCAUCCUGCUUCCCAACAAGGACGAUGAAGCAGAUGUUGAACUUUGCGUUGUGGUGGCUCCAGAUGUUCCAAUCUCGAUAUUCCUGGAUGAGACGUAUAUCCACCGUAUUCUGAUGAAUUUGCUCUCCAAUGCUUGCAAGUUCACGAGAUCAGGCUACAUCAUACUCUCCAUCGAAGUCAGUGGCGACAGACUGAUAGCAUCAGUCAGAGAUACUGGUAUUGGCCUUGAUCCGACCUUCAUUCCUCAAAUGUUUGAGCCAUACAAACAAGGCGAGCAGAAGGGAAACCAACGAGGUACGGGUCUUGGUCUCAGCAUUAUCAAACAACUUCUGCAAGCCAUGAACGGUACCAUCACCGUGGAGUCGAAGUUUGCGUACUCGCAAGAUGUGGGACCUAAUCAGAGCGGAAGCACAUUCACUGUCACCGUGCCUCUGCAGCCUUCUUCUUUGCCCCCACAACCGUCAGACCAACGAGAUGAAAGGCAUGUAGCAAUACUGUCCGAGUCGGACACCAGAUCUCUUCAAGGCAUAAAAACAGCCUGGGAAAUGUUUGCUCAUGAAGUCACGGUUGCAAGCAACAUAUCUGACCUCCCGGAAAAAGAGUGGAAAUACAUCUGGGCUGAUAUGCCUUUCCUCCUCAAUAACAAAGACCAAUUUCGCCGCCUCAUGAAGCGACAAGAUUGGCUGGUGUUAGUGCCUUACGAUACGCAAAACUCUCUUUCGGGACUUCCUGGCAUCGUAGCAGCGCCCCACGUGGUUCUCCUCCCACGCCCACUAGUCUGGCACUCCUUCGCCACUCGUGUCGACGCCGCGAACCGCCGCAGCCGCAGUGCCGCCGUCUCACGCACCUUGCGCUUUGCUCCUACGGUAGAAGUCAUGCAAGACAUUCCAACCUCUUCUCUAGUCCACUCCUCCUCUGAACAAGAAACACGCCAACACCAGCAAAACCAACAAAAAGCUCCCUCCUUCAGCGUUGAAGGCGAACAACAGCAAAAAGCAGGUUCUCCAGUGCAAGCACAACCACAGACUGUGUUGCUGGUAGAAGACAACAUCAUCAACGCAAAACUCUUCCAGAAAAUGCUGGUCUCACUGGGGCAUAAAGUCAUUCUUGCCCCUGAUGGCGAAGCAGCCGUGACUCAAACACUGACACACGAUACUGCUAUUGAUAUGAUCUUCAUGGAUCAAUCCAUGCCCAAANAAGACGGCAUAACCGCCACCUCCGAGAUUCGCGCAUUGGAGACGUCGGGAAAGUUGCAACGAAAACACAUCAUUGUUGCAUUGACCGCUGUCGUGAACACAGAGUCCAGGGCUAAAUUCAAGGAGGCAGGAGCUGAUGACUUCUUGGCCAAGCCAUUGAGUUUGGGUGGGUUGAAGGAUGCGUUGGCUGUGCAUUUGGGGUGUUAG
Messenger RNA from Aureobasidium uvarum, 3168 nucleotides. Lineage: Eukaryota; Fungi; Ascomycota; Dothideomycetes; Dothideales; Saccotheciaceae. The record is from the annotation of a GenBank genome assembly.